GAGUGUCACUAUGGUUGCCAAAUGAGGCGACUAUAAAAACAUGAUUCUACGGUCUUGACUUGCUGCCUCCAUGCAGAAAAACGAAAAAUGACCAGCAAAGAAGUUUAUGAACUGAUCAGUUUACAUGGUUCAUGCGAAAUGGGUUCGCCUCCAUCGACUCUUCCCACAGUAGGAACCAACCUAACAGACCUGAUCUUGAAAAAGAAGAAGGUGACAGUGAGGGAAAUUGGGGGCUGUAUGGGGCCUAUAUGGCCCAGUUACUUCCAGGACUGCUUCUCUGUUAUUUUCAUGGUGGAUUCAGCCAACAUUGUCCAGAUAUCCUCCUCCUGUAUCCAGUUGCUGUCUGUGCUCUCUGCUGAGCCUCUGCGCAGUACCUCUGUGCUUAUUCUCUUCAACAAGAGAGACAUGCCUUGUAUCAUGAGCCUCACAGAGAUAAAGUCACUGUUCAGAAUGGAUGACAUCAUUGCAUCGGCUCCUCAGCCUAUCACAACACUGGAGGCCAGUGCCCGCUCUGGACAGGGUUUGCAAGAGGUGCUGGGGUGGCUGGAGUCUGUCACAGUCAAGUGACGUGUGCUUGAGAUUUUACUGAGACGUUCCUCUGAGAACUCGAAGAAGCCUUCUAGACACUUUACAUCAAGAUUCCCAGUCUACAGCAACGACUCUGAUUUCAGGUGAUUUGAUGCCACAUUUAAUGCUGGACAAAGAAAAAGAAAAUGGGCUGCAAACCUUUUAAGAAGUGAAAUUUAAGAGGGAAAUUUGUCCUAUUAUUUGCUGGACAAAGUACGGUUGUAUGAAGUAAUCAUUGUGAUGUUUGCUCAGUAACGUCGGUUAGGUUACAUCUGCCAAUUUUCUUUUAUACAAGUCGCUCCAACUAAUUCAUUCCUGCCUAAUGAGCAGUAAUAUAACCGCAAGCUAGGGCUAAAUAUUAUGAAUCCAAAUAUAGACGUGUGUUUGACUUAAACUCUCUUAAGUUUUAAUGGUUUAUGAAUGAGGGAGAAAAAGGAGUGUGACUUGUCAAUAAAAAUACUGUACCCAGAGGCAGUUAACUACUGGUUCUAGAGGUUCAAAUUACAAAUUAUUAAAAGCUUAUUGUGCAGUUACAGAUUGCAUAAAAUUAAUGUUACCACAUUUUGCAUAUUAUUAGAAUAUUGUUAUAAAACAUCCCAACUAACGAGUGAGGAAACCAUUAUGCAGAGAAAGACACAAAAAGAAGUACAAAUGUUUGCAGAAGUAGGUUACAAUCGCUCUGAGAUGAUGUGCUGUGUAGAGGAAAGCAAAGUACAACUCUUUGUGUUUAUUUAUAGGCCAGAAAAUGAAGGCCACUAUAAAAAAUACAGAGCUAGAUAAAGGUACACAUAUGGAUGAAAUGGAUAAUUUUCUAGGUGUUGAUCAAAGUGCAGAAGGAAGAUUCAUCACUAAAAUUAGUUUCUGGCAUAAAUCUAAGUUCUUUCAACAGAACUGGGUCAAUGACUUGAAUUGCACAUAAAGCACAAAAAAAGGAAUUAUUGAGGGGAGAAAGUGGACUGUUUUAAAACCUGGCAGUGGAUUAUUCCUCUGUUAAAUCUAGCUAAAAUCUAGUGCUAACCCAAAAUAAUAUAACAAAUAAAACAAACUGCUCAUGGUCAGGACUUGGUCAGUGAAUCUUUUCCUUCCAUUAAGUUUUUCUGCUUUUCAGAAAUUACCAUUUGUUAUGUUCACUCAUGGUGCCACUCUGCUGCACAGCUGCUGAAUCAGCUAUCCAGUCCAUAUAUUAUAUUUAAAGUUAUUUUUUUCUUUAGCUGCAAGUAAACAGUGAAAAUUACUAAUGAGUAUAACAGAUCUAUGUAAGCUUCUUUUAUAUUCUAAUUUAUAAAGGUUUUUUUUCAGUGAUAUAAAAAUUUAGUAAGAUGCACCCAUUUAUGUGGUAACUUGUUUAUAUACCAGUAUCAGUAUUGGGGUACAGCAUAAAUGUUUAUGGAUUUUUUUGCCAACAUCUAUACUUUUCUUCUUCACUGGUCUCUGGAGCGCUUUGAUUUAA
Messenger RNA from Gambusia affinis (western mosquitofish), 2017 nucleotides. RefSeq names its product ADP-ribosylation factor-like 16 (gene arl16). NCBI's taxonomy places the organism in Eukaryota, Metazoa, Chordata, Actinopteri, Cyprinodontiformes, Poeciliidae. Gene Ontology annotation, molecular function: GTPase activity; GTP binding. Bases 88 to 567 code for a protein of 159 amino acids. The record is from RefSeq and is a predicted model, not a curated record. The transcript is spliced from 5 exons.